Messenger RNA from Arctia plantaginis, 417 nucleotides. NCBI's taxonomy places the organism in Eukaryota, Metazoa, Arthropoda, Insecta, Lepidoptera, Erebidae. The record is from the annotation of a GenBank genome assembly.
AUGAAGACUCUUGCCUUUAUUGUCAUAAUAAAUGCAGUGGAGGUAAUUUUUGAAAUUAUUACGCCGUCAAAAGCAUCAACAUCUGUCAUGGUGACUUGCCCAAAAGACUGCGAUAAACCACGUCUGUUGGACCGGAACUGUCUCUCUUGCUAUAAAGUCGACUCUAAUGACACACAAGACGAAAUGAUGCUGCGGACAUCAACUACACAACACAACGAAAUGAGUUGUACGUAUUGGCAACAAGUGUGUAUACAAGAUUGUUCAACAAAGAAACCCACAGCAAAAGAACCGCCCACUGUCUAUGAAAUAUAUAUUUGCGAAGAGAAAUGUAAGGCCGAUUGGUUUUGCUUUUUGGAAAGAUACGAUGCAGAGCACAAUCAACGCAGGUUGUUUGAUACAAGCAAUUCUAUAAAUUAG